Messenger RNA from Paramecium tetraurelia, 228 nucleotides. RefSeq lists its product as uncharacterized. The transcript has a single exon. The record is from RefSeq and is a predicted model, not a curated record. NCBI's taxonomy places the organism in Eukaryota, Ciliophora, Oligohymenophorea, Peniculida, Parameciidae.
AUGACAGCCGCUUAACCGAAGAAGGUAUUAGUGAAGAAGCCAUAAACUAACAUUGAUAAAUAGGAAUUAACAUCAGAAUAAUCAGCUAAUCAUGAACAGGUUUUAGAUGAUCGUCUUAAAUUAAAGCAACAAUCAUAUGAGGAAGCGAAAGCUAGAAUACUCUCAAAUUAAACAAUCCUAAGAAAUUAAAAAAAAUACAAUUAAGAAUUUCCUCAAUUGUCUAAAUGA